ACAACGCUAAAAUUUUGUCUUCUGGUCCUGAAAAGACUGACCUUCCGAGAUGUUCAAUUGGCGAUAUUGUCUUUAACAAUUUGAAAAAAUUUGGAACGAAAACUGCUCUGAUAGACGCAUUUUCCGGCAAUAUCUUAAGCUUUCGCGACGUAUUGGAAAAAUCUGUUAAGCUGUGUUCCAUCUUCAAGAAGCUUGGUAUUAAAAAAGGGGAUAUUAUAUCUGUAUUAAGCGAAAAUGAUAUUCAAUAUUUUAUCCCUUACAUCGCAUGCUUAUACACUGGAGUAAUUGUUAACAAUUUAAGUCCUAAUUAUACUACGUUUGAACUAACCAGUUAUUUAGGACAAACUAAUACAAAACUGAUUUUCUGCUCAGAGAAAGCUUUCAAUACUUUAUACGAAAUAAAGAAGACAUUGACUAACAUCCGUAUGAUAAUCUUGUUCAAUGGGGAACCGCAAAGGGAUGCAACCAAUUUGGAAAGUAUCUUAGAAUUAGGUGACUUUAAUUUAGAAAAGUUCGAACUGGAGAAGAUCGACCCCAAAGUGGAUAUUGCUUUGAUCCUUUAUUCUUCCGGAACUACAGGUAUGCCGAAAGGGGUUCUCCUGACUCAUGCGAAUUUAAGGAUGCCGUUUGUUUACAUGGGGUCUGAUGGUUUUGAAUCGAACUUAUCCGAUAUUUACGUCCAAGUCACUCCUUGUACUCAUAUCAUAGGUACAAUGAUGUUUGGGGCAGUUUUUGGAUACGGAAGCACUCUAAUUUUCCUCAAGAAAUUUGAACCUGAAAUGUUAUUGAAAACAAUAGAAAAAUAUAAAGUUAACAAGGUUAUGUUUGUUCCGCAAAUUAUACUUUUCUUGAUCAAAACAAAUUUGUUGGAAAAAUAUGAUAUAUCUACGCUGACUAAAUUCUACUGCGGAGGCGCUAUGUUGAAUAAAGACACAGUAGAUCAGUUUUUGAACAAAAUGAAAUAUUGCAAAUUGCAACAAGUUUAUGGUCUGACGGAGACCACUGGAGCUACAAUUAUGAGUCCCAAGGAUGAUAAUACCGGAAGCAUCGGAAAGAUAAUGCCAAAUAAUCGUUGCAAAAUAGUUGACAUUUUGACUGGAAAAGCGGUGGGACCUAAUGAAAUCGGCGAGAUUUGUAUCAUAGGAGAUUCUAUCUGCAAUGGAUAUCAUAAUAGGGAGGAUGCCACUAGGGAACUUAUCGAUGAUGACGGCUUCGUACACACUGGAGACGUGGGAUAUUACAAUGAAAAUGAAUUAAUUUACGUCAUCGAUAGGAUCAAGGAUAUCAUCAAACAUAAGGGAUUUCAAGUUUCACCAGCUGAAAUUGAGACAGUUUUGAUGCUGCACGACAGCGUGGAAGACGUAGGUGCGAUAGGUAUACCAGAUCAGAGGUCGGGUGAAGCUCCAUGUGCAUUUGUCGUACUUAAAGAAGGACAUACCGUUUCACCUGAAGACCUAAUAUCAUUUACAAAAAAUUAUCUGAGUUCUUACAAAAUUCCAAAGCAAAUUAUUUAUAUUGAUGAGAUACCGAAAAACCAAAUCUGCAAAAACAAUAGAAAGAAAUUACUUGAGUUGUGGAAAACUAUGAAUGUAUCAAAAUAAUUUAUGAAAUUGUUCUUAUUGGUGUCGGUUUUGUAUAAGAAAUAAAUAGUUUGUUAAU
Molecule: messenger RNA, 1659 nt
Organism: Nicrophorus vespilloides
Lineage: Eukaryota; Metazoa; Arthropoda; Insecta; Coleoptera; Silphidae
Product: 4-coumarate--CoA ligase 1-like
Exons: 6
Coding region: 426-1601 (391 amino acids)
Biological process (GO): long-chain fatty acid metabolic process; fatty-acyl-CoA biosynthetic process
Molecular function (GO): long-chain fatty acid-CoA ligase activity
Source: RefSeq, a predicted model, not a curated record